Molecule: messenger RNA, 763 nt
Organism: Cicer arietinum (chickpea)
Lineage: Eukaryota; Viridiplantae; Streptophyta; Magnoliopsida; Fabales; Fabaceae
Product: EPIDERMAL PATTERNING FACTOR-like protein 2
Biological process (GO): stomatal complex development; guard cell differentiation
Source: RefSeq, a predicted model, not a curated record
AUAGGUGUUUCCUUUUUUUGGCUCCUCCUUUUCUUGCCCCUCUGCAUUUUUCUCUUUUGCCUUUCUAUGAUCCAUCACUUCAACAUAGAAGCCUACAUUUUUACCAAUAUAUUUCUUCCUACUCUCUCUAUAUGCUAUCAUUCAUUUUGUGCUAUUUGCUUCAUCCAUUAACUUCACUUCACAAAUUCUAUUUUCUUUAUAUCACCUUUCUCUAAAGACUUCUCCCUAAAAUGAAACUUCAUCAUGUCAUUUCUAAUCAAAUACUCACUUUCAUUACCAUUUCUCUUUUCUUUCUAAUAAUUUCAACCUGGACUCAAAUAGGACUUGUUGCUGAAGGUAGAAAGAGUACUUCAAACCAAAAUGGUUAUCACCAGACAGUAAGUGACAACAAAGUGAUGAUGAGAGCACGGAUAGGUUCAAGGCCACCAAGAUGUGAAACAAGGUGCAGAUUCUGUAAACACUGUGAGGCUAUUCAAGUUCCUACAAAUCCACAACUGCUGAAUGGGAAAAUCAAACCUUCAACAGUGUCUACAAUUGCUUAUCCUAGGAGACAAGAUAAUUCCAACUACAAGCCUAUCAGAUGGAAAUGCAAAUGUGGGGACAUUAUUUUCAACCCUUGAUUUCCAUUUUUCCAUAAUGUAUUUCAAUUUGUCAACUUUGUAUAAGAAUAUAAUAUUGAUCAUAAUGUACUGCAGAUUUAUAUAUUGUGUAAAAGUAUGAGAAAUUGCGGACUAAUAUGAUCUAAAUUGUUACUGCAAUGUCA